Molecule: messenger RNA, 405 nt
Organism: Miscanthus lutarioriparius
Lineage: Eukaryota; Viridiplantae; Streptophyta; Magnoliopsida; Poales; Poaceae
Source: the annotation of a GenBank genome assembly
AUGGCCACUCGGGGCAGCGAGUUGACGGCCACCGGCCUCACCCUCACGCUGAUUGCCUUUGGCGCGGGCGUCGGCUCUGCCGGCACUUUGGUCUUGCUUCUCAACUUCGCCGGGGUGCUCGCCGGCGCUAGCUUCAUCUUCGUCGGCGUCCGGGCCGCCGACGACCCGACGGCGCCCAUAGGCCGCCCCGGGUUGCUCUCAGCUGGUGUACGCGCGCUCGUACACUGCCUGCGCCGCAAGCUCGCCCUCGUGGGCCUCCUCUUGGCGUCCUCUGCUGUUAGUGCGGCGGCGGCGGUGGCGGACAGGCAGGCGGCACCGAUGCUCUGCUUCUGCGCGUUUGCUGUGAUGCUGCUCGGCAUCUCACUCCUCAACAUCGGAGUUCUUCUCGGGGAACAGGAACUGUAG